AUGGCUUCAUAUCAAGAUGAACAUAAUAUUUCCAAUAUAACUACUUCACUUCCCUCCACCUCAUCUUCAAACGACUCCCCUGAUGAAUCUCAAAGAACAGAAUUACGUUCACAAUUACAAUCGUUAUUCCAAUCCUUUUAUCACCAUGGUUCUAAUGGUGAAUCAUUAUCUUCUCAAAAUAAUUUAAUUUUAUUACAAUUAUUAUCACAAUUAAUGCCCGAAUCUAUGCAACAAGAAUUUUUCAAUGAUACUACUGAUCACACUCAAAAAAAAUGUUCAAGUUCAUUUAUUGAUUCUUUAGAAAGAAUUAAUAAAAAAUCCAUUAAAAAUAAAGAUGAAAUUUGUUCCAUUUGUAGAUGUAAAUUUUUUGAUGACGAUUAUCCUUUAAUUAUUGAAUUACCAAAUUGUAAACAUUAUUUCGAUUUAGAAUGUAUAACUCUUUGGUUACAAAAAAAUUCAUCUUGUCCAAUUUGUAGAAAUGAUGUUUUAGAGAAAAAAUUCAAAAUCGACGAUUCACAAGUCGAAUUAGAAGAAGAUUGGGGCAUGUAUGGUUAA
Molecule: messenger RNA, 555 nt
Organism: Henningerozyma blattae CBS 6284
Lineage: Eukaryota; Fungi; Ascomycota; Saccharomycetes; Saccharomycetales; Saccharomycetaceae
Exons: 2
Coding region: 1-555 (184 amino acids)
Source: RefSeq, a predicted model, not a curated record